CACCAUUCGUUGUCUUUUGCUCUCUAGCCACCGACGGGAAGGGAGUGACUUUUUCGCUCGUAAAAUUUUUACCCUGCGAAUCAAAAAUAGCGAACACAACACAUCUCAGCGACACCCAUAGGCUUGCCACUAAGCACAUAGACAGCCUGUCUAUCUCCACCUGAAUCAUGUCGAGUUCUGGGUACACCAGUAGCGGGGCGAGUACGCCCUCCAACGGUUCGCGCCCGUCCUCCCCGGGACCGGGCGUACCGUACGUGAAGCUCGCCGACAGGAUUGAGGCUAAGAUCAACCGUGGAGAGCGCUGGUUCUCACUGGAGUUCUUCCCUCCCAGGACCCCCCAGGGUGCUGCCAACUUGAUCUCAAGGUUUGAGCGGAUGGUCCAGGGUGGACCCAUGUUUAUGGACAUCACCUGGCACCCCGCGGGGGACCCCGGUAACAGCGACAAGGAGACCAGCUCCAUGUCCAUCGCCUGCGCAGCGCUCAACUACGUCGGACACGAGACCAUGCUGCACAUGAGCUGCUGUAACUCCACCAAGGACGACAUCAGGAGACAUCUGGACAAGGCUAAGGAGCUGGGCAUCCGUAACAUCCUGGCACUCCGCGGAGAUCCCAUUGUUGGAGAUGAGUGGAAGUAUGUGGAAGACGGGUUCAACUACGCUACAGACAUGGUGAGGUUCCUCAGAGCAGAGUUUGGGGACUACUUCACUGUGUGUGUGGCAGGUUACCCCCACGGCCACCCCGACAGUCCCACCUACGAGGAGGACCUGCAGCACCUGAAGGAGAAAGUUGACGCAGGUGCAGACUUCAUCAUCACGCAGCUGUUCUUCAAGGCUGACAGGUUCGUCAAGUUCGUGGAGGACUGUCGACGCAUCGGCAUCAAUGUUCCCAUCAUUCCCGGGGUCAUGCCCAUACAGGGUUACCACUCUCUGAGAAACCUGGUCAAACUGUCCAAACUGGAGAUCCCAGAUGAAAUUCGCGAGGCCAUUGAACCAAUCAGAGACAACGACGAGGCCAUCCGUAACUAUGGCGUCCACCAGGCGGUCACCAUGAUCAGGGAACUGUUCGACAGCGGACUGGUCAACGGUCUUCACUUCUACACACUCAACAGAGAGGUUGCGACCAUACAGAUUCUGAAACAGAUCGGCCUGUGGACGGAGGAUAUCCAGAGACCGUGGCCUUGGAAGAGAACGGCCAACUACAACCGAUGCGAGGAGGAGGUUCGGCCGAUCUUCUGGGCCUCGCGACCCAAGAGCUACGUGUACCGCACUCAGGAGUGGGAUGAGUUUCCCAACGGAAGAUGGGAAAGCCUUAAAAGACGAUCAUCAUCAGGAGAAAAUUGGAAAGAAGACAGGGGCAGUUCCGAGUCUCCGGCCUUUGGGGAGUUGAAUGACUAUUACCUGUUCUACCUGAAGCCCAACGCCAAGAAAGAGGAAUUGCUGGACAUGUGGGGCCACGAGCUGACGUGUCUACAAGACGUGUUCGACGUCUUUACAAACUACAUCACAGGGAAGGACAGCAAGAAUGGCAAGAAGGUGCGAAAGAUCCCGUGGAACGAUGACGACCUUGCGGCAGAGACCGGCUACAUCAACGACAAACUUGCGAGGAUCAACAGCAGAGGGGUCCUGACAAUCAACUCCCAGCCUAACGUCAACGCAGCGCCGUCCACUGACCCGGUCGUCGGGUGGGGCACACCGGGCGGUUACGUCUUUCAGAAGGCAUACCUAGAAUUCUUCACGUCUCGUGAGAAUGUCCAGGCCUUGUUCAAGGUACUGCCCAAGUAUCCUAAUGUCAACUACCACAUCAUCAAAUACGAGGGUGAAGAUGACUACACCAACUGUGACCAGCAGCAGCCAAUAGCAGUCACCUGGGGAGUCUUCCCUGGGAAGGAGAUCAUCCAGCCAACCGUGGUAGAUCCUGUCAGUUUCAAAUUCUGGAAGGACGAGGCUUUCACGUUGUGGACGGAGUACUGGGGCCAGCUGUACGCGGAGAACUCCAAGUCGCGAGAACUGAUCCAGCACAUCCACGACACCUGGUACCUCGUCAACCUGGUCGACAACGACUUCCCCAGGGAAAAUAUCCUGUUCACUGUUAUCAAGGACAUGUUUGCAGAGGCUGACCUCCAGAGGGCAAAGGGCAAGGGUCAGACCAAUGGGGUGAACGGCGUCCACCAUGUUGAUGAUGAUGGUGUGUUUGUGAAUGGGGCCGGUGAUGUCCCAAAGAACACUUGUGCCGAACAGAUUCAGAGAAACGCCGAAGCUGAGAUUGUACAAGCCCUGUAAAAAAACAUGUUCACUUCAAGAAACCAAAACUGUAUACUUCAAACUCUUGUGCAAUUGUGAAAAGACUUCUCACAAGCAGUCAAGGAAGAAUAAGAGACAGUCCAUCUCUCUAAGACUGUCCUUAAAGAUGACACAGUUUAAAUCUCUUUCAUGGAAGAAGAUGUGAGAUAUUGACAUAUUGAGAUUCAUAUUUCACAGUUGAUUUGUGAAAUGUGUCCAAAGUUUAUGGGUUGCACAGGAAAGUGGCCGUGCAGUGUUCAAGCGUUUUUAUAACGAUCAUUCAAAAGUGGUUAUUGUCAAAUUUCUCAUAAAAUCUUCACAUGAAUUACACAUAUCAUAAUAUGGAAUGUGUUACGUACAUGUGUAUUAUAGCAAGCAAUUUCAAUGGCUCAUAAUGAGCCUAAAAGCAACAUUUAAACAUAACACUGCCAAUUGGAAGUAUUGUUUUGGGUGGCUGGGCUGUGUUUGUGUAUCUGCCUGUCCAGACAGUAGGUUGACAACACGUGAGGAAGAUUGGCAGGCAGAAUGACAGCAGGUAAAGGGGUCAGAAUCUGACCAGGAGCCGACAGCAAUUAGAGGUGGAUAUGAGGUAAUUCAAGAGGCAGAGGGUUUCAUACUUUUCUGGAAGUCUGGAUUUCUUGCUGAUUUCUAAGUUAAUGGAUACUUUUUCGCCGUUACUUAAAGUGCUCAAAGGCUGUCGGUCAGUGUCCUCUUAUAUGUCAAACUACUUCUUAACUUGUGAUCUUUAAAGUUCCUCCCCCUUCUUGGUAGAAGUCUUUAUUAAGCCAGUCUAAAAACUAUAUGUUAUUACCAACACAAGAAAAUGGACCCAAAUUUUGCUCAUUUUUUUUUCUCAUUUUUUGACAGACAUGAGUUGUACAGUGGAAAAUUAGGGGUAAGACCAAGUUCUUGCUUCAUAACUUACAGUAGCUUGUUAAUAAUUGCAUAUACUGCUGCUACUAGCCAGUGAAGUAUUAUUUUUAUAACAGGGAAGCAGUUUACUCAGGUUGAUACUUUCCAAACAGAGGUUUAUGUUUGAGCUUAUUCUUGUCUUUGUAGGUAUAUUGUAUCAGGCUCAUCUUCUUUGUCACCAGCCAAAGAAAUAAAAC
Messenger RNA from Branchiostoma belcheri (Belcher's lancelet), 3388 nucleotides. RefSeq names its product methylenetetrahydrofolate reductase-like. NCBI's taxonomy places the organism in Eukaryota, Metazoa, Chordata, Leptocardii, Amphioxiformes, Branchiostomatidae. Gene Ontology annotation, molecular function: methylenetetrahydrofolate reductase [NAD(P)H] activity; FAD binding. Gene Ontology annotation, biological process: tetrahydrofolate interconversion. The record is from RefSeq and is a predicted model, not a curated record. The transcript is spliced from 14 exons. Gene Ontology annotation, cellular component: cytosol. The coding region runs from base 168 to 2279 and encodes 703 amino acids.